UUUUAUUGCGUUUUAACUCACUUGCUUUGAUUUUUGAUUUUAUAAAUGAAUUAAUUCUAGGGAAGAUGUGUUUAAUUUUUAUGUCAAUUGUCUGGAUGAAGUUUUUUUGUUUGUUAAUUAUUUGGUGGGUUUUAAUUCUUGGAGUGAAGACAUCUCAUUUGUUAAUAGUUGAAAAUGCUUAAAUUAUACCAUCAAAGGAUGUGGUGCAGUGGAUGGGGCUUGGGGCUGCUCCUCCCUUAAUCAGAGUUCUGUAUGAAAAAAUCCUUUGUAAGAGUGAUUCCCUGGCUGGGCCCUACGCGGCGCGAAUCUGGAUUUUGUCGGGCUCCAAUGUGGGUACCGAACACCGGGUAGAAACCAAAAAAAGAAGAAGAAAAGGCUUGAAUUAUUGAUUCCGAGUGGUGUGGCGGUGUUGAGGCGUCUAAAUUACCAUGAAUUCAGGGGAAAAAAAAGCUUCUUAAAGGUUGUCUUAAAUGGUGAUAGAUUGAAGUCUGAUAAGUUUCACCCUAAUUUUGGACGUUGUACGAAGAACUAAACUUACUAGAACUAGAGAAACAUGCAAUCAAAGUCCAAAAGUGCAAAUUGUGGGGAAGCCAGAACUUGUAAUGUUCCGAAUUCCAUUGUAUAUUCUGAAGCUUGGUGGAAUACUGCUGGCUAUAAUCCUGUUUCUCUUGGAUUGAUGCGGGGAAGUGCAUUAGAUUCGCCAUCACCGGCACAAUCUGUGGAUGGCCGGUCACAUUCUGAUGGUGGAGCCAAUGAUGAAGAUGAUGAUGCUCAUGAAAAAUUACAAAGUACCAUACCUAUGCAUUCGGAUGGGAGUUAUGCACAAGUAGAUCAGAAUUCACAGCCAAUUGCAACAAGCAUACCUCCAAAGGGUGAUGGGAGCCUGACACAGCCCCCACAGCUUGAACUUGUUGCACACUCAGUGGCAUGUGCUCCAAAUCUGUAUGCCGACCCAUACUACGUGGGAAUGAUGACACCUUUUGGUCAGCCUAUGGUCCCCCCUCAUGUACUUGAUAUGCAUCAUCCGAGGAUGCCUUUGCCCCAUGAAAUGGCUCAAGAGCCUGUUUAUGUCAAUGCCAAGCAGUAUCAUGGUAUUCUGCGCCGAAGAGAGUCACGUGCAAAAGCAGAACUUGAAAAGAAGCUGAUAAAAGUGAGAAAGCCAUAUCUUCACGAGUCGAGACAUCAGCAUGCCUUGAGAAGGGCAAGAGCUUCUGGAGGGCGUUUUGCGAAAAAGUCAGAUGCUGGUACUUCGAAGGGACCCAGUUCUGGUUCUGCUGUUUCUUCACAGUCUGUGCAUUCAUCAGGUUCUGAACCUUUGCCGUCCAGUGCCGCUGAUGUUCCAGAGUGGCAUAACCGUUAUUCAAAUGGUGGUUAUGGAAAACAAAGCAGCUUUCAGGAAUCGAAAUAUCAGUCCCAGUCUGCCCAGGUAGGGGAAGGAGGUUCGCGAUGGUAAAAAUAUCACAUCCAAACCAGAUCUUUGCUGUGUAGUGAGGCUUUAGUCCCAUGGCAGAGCAAAAGAAUCUUAUCUGACCAUAUCAGCAGUUAUAUGUUUCACUCUUGGCUGGUUCAAGCCUGGUGGCAAUUCAUCCUUGGCUUUUUAUUUGAAUGUUUUAGGAAGGAGAGGUAAUGUGCAUAGUAGAUUCAGUUCUUCCCUUAUGUACAAAAAAAGGACUAGGACUAGAGUUGAAAAGGAAGAAUUCAGUAAGCAUAUGGCUAGCUGGUUAGUGUAAUUUAGAGGGGUGUAAGCUGUAUAGUUAUAGGUAUGCUGUAGACUUGUCCCAUUUCCUCUCGGGGGAUGGAAAGUUGUAGGUAGGUUGUAUACUUUUUAAACCUUUCCUUUCUGCUGCUGUAUUUUAGGAUCCUGAUUUCGUGGGAAUUUCGAGUUUGUUAUUUAAUUCGAUGAUAGUGGUAUCAUCUUUAUGGGCUUAAUGUGAUAACAAUAGAAUUUGGAGUUUAUUCCAAGUACAGCACAUUGUGAUGAAGUUCGUGCAAGUUCGUCUAAACAUCACAGUUUAAUGUAAAGUUCGUGUGCAAAUUGUCGGUGAUGUUGAACUUUUAUCGGAUCCGUUAGGAUGUUCUUUAUAUGGUCUUGCUGAAAUGCUACCAUCUGCUAGUAGUAUGUAUUUUGUUACUUUGUUAAUUUGAAUAUCCAACUUCCCCUGGUGGCUGUUUGUAGGACUGUGCACAAAUCGGUUCAAUCCGAAUUUCCGAACCGAUUCGAAACAAUUCGGAUAAUACAAUUUGAUUUCGAUUUACAAAUGCAAUUGUAAAAUAUUACGGUGUAACGGUUCGGAUACGGUUGACUUCAAUUAUCAACCGAACCGAUCCGAACAAACCGAAUUUAUAUGCCACUAGUGACUAAUAUGACUAAUUUGGUAUAUGUAAUGUGGUGUUGGCGGA
Messenger RNA from Lycium ferocissimum, 2400 nucleotides. RefSeq names its product nuclear transcription factor Y subunit A-1-like. Gene Ontology annotation, biological process: regulation of transcription by RNA polymerase II. The transcript is spliced from 6 exons. The record is from RefSeq and is a predicted model, not a curated record. Gene Ontology annotation, cellular component: CCAAT-binding factor complex. Gene Ontology annotation, molecular function: DNA-binding transcription factor activity, RNA polymerase II-specific; RNA polymerase II cis-regulatory region sequence-specific DNA binding. Lineage: Eukaryota; Viridiplantae; Streptophyta; Magnoliopsida; Solanales; Solanaceae. Bases 554 to 1453 code for a protein of 299 amino acids.